Bursaphelenchus okinawaensis is the source of this 2808-nucleotide messenger RNA. The record is from the annotation of a GenBank genome assembly. Lineage: Eukaryota; Metazoa; Nematoda; Chromadorea; Rhabditida; Aphelenchoididae.
AUGGUGGCAUGGUGUUUAUUCUGUAUUGUCACUAACGCCGUUUUUCAGUAGGUUUAAAAACUUUUUUUAUAGUGUAUUUACAACAUUGUACGAUAUGGUAAAAUAAAGUAAGUGAAAAGUGUAGUAUAGGAAAGGGUCGGGUAAAUUAGGGUUGUAUAAAAAGCUAGAAUAUGGUAGGGAAAGACUGAUUAGUAAGGUAGGGUAAAAUACGGGGUUUGAAAAUGCUUAUUUAUAAUAUUUUCAGAGUGUACUCAACAGUACGAUUGUUAGAGACAGUGCAGGAGUUUGCUUACAUUGUACUAUUUGUUUUUAUGGGUGUCUUUGUUUAUCCAUUGGAUAGUAAGGUAAGUCGUUAUUAAUAUCUAUGUAUUUGCAUACUUUGAUUUUUUUCUAGGCCUUGUGUACAGCCACUGCCAUCAUAAUCAUGUUCUUUAUGAAUUUUGUUGCUUUGAUUUUCUUGGUCAAGGAAAUAUUGGCUACGUGGUGAGUAAAUACAGUAGAACUCCUGUACAACAGACUCCACUAUAACAGAGUCUCUUUAUAACGAACAAAGUGAAAAUUCUCAAGAGCUUUAUUAUACCCAGGGUCUACUAUAUAUAGUUAUGUUAUUCUGCAGUACGAUACUAAAAUAUUUUUUUAGAUCUUUAAAACAUAUUGUGCUCACAGUACUAAUUAUACAUUUUUUAAUGCAAUUUUGCUUUCAGUAUGAUCAGAAACUUGAUUAAAACUAUCAACUUGUUUCACUGGAUAUUAGCUUUCUCAUUUCCUAUUGUUGGUGCUGUUGUGGCGACAAUUGUCGGGUAUUACACUUGUUCUGAUUACUUUGGUAUUCAGCAACCACAGUAAGUUGAAAAAAGACUACACGCUUAAUAUUAUUAGUCUUAGACUAAAGCUUGUUACGCUAAGGCUUAGUAGGCUUUGGUGUAAUAGACUUAAACUUAGUAAGCUUAGGCUUAAUAGGUUUAGUCAAAGAACAAUUAGGCUUAAUACUAUGAGGUUUAAGGUUUUCUUAUAUCAGUAAUAACUAUACAUUACAGUUGCUUCUGCUACACUCGUACAAAACAAUUCUGGGCGUUUGUAAUGCCCGUUUGGAUCAGCUUUGUCCUAACAACUCUAGUGCAACAAUUUGCAUUUACUAUGUGUAAAAUGACAGAACUUGAAGGUAGUAAUCUGUCACAAAUGUAUUGGGCUUUGUAAGUUUACUUUUUUUUAAAUAUUGGUUUUUUUUAACUUUUAGGUUUACUUAUCUUAGGCUCAAAAAGGUUUGAGCUUAGUAAACUUAGUCUUAGUAGGCUUAGGCUUAAUAGGCUCAGGCUUAGUAGACUUACGCUUAGUAGGAUUAGGCUUAGUAGGCUUAAGCUUAGUAGGCUUGGUCUUAGUAGGCUUAGGCUUAGUAGACUUACGCUUAAUAGGCUUGGUCUUAGUAGGCUUAGGCUUAGUAGACUUACGCUUAGUAGGUGUAGGCUUAGUAGGCUUAGGCUUAGUAGACUUAGGCUUAGUAGGCUUAGGCUUAGUAGGCUUAGGCUUAGUAGGCUUAGGCUUAGAAGGCUUAGUAGGCUUAGGCUUAGUAGACUUACGCUUAGUAGGCUUGGCAUUUUAUUUAAAUUUUAAAAUUGAAAAUUAGAAUUUUUUUAAAUUUUUAAAUUUUCAGUAAAACCUGUAAGUCAAGUACUCUACUGUUUACAUGGUCGGCCGUAACUAUAUAUUCUCUGAUGUUUGCAGUCGAUAUGCAAAUUAUGUGGCUGAGUUUUGGCUAUUUCAUCGCUAGCCUAAUCUUUGGUCCAAUGUUAUUUGUUUGCCAUACUUAUAGUCAUGCUAAUGUAAGUCAGCCUACCUAUCUUAAUUUAACCUAUUUGUAAAUAUAGGCUUACCAAACAUAUAUUACCGUUCCUUAUAGGUAAUUUAUGGCCUGUCACGAAAGGCAAGUACGUAUUUUACAAAGAUAUUUUAGACCUGCAUAUCUCUUUAUGCCCAAACAUCAAUUCCAUUCUACCGACCUUGUCCACCACCUCAUCCCACCUAUAACGAACAGAUCAACUUUAUGUUGUCAAUACGAAUGCAAAUACCAUUGUUUGAUGACCCGGCUAUCAGGACGAGAUGCGAAACACAAAACAGAGUUAUACUGGAAACACCACCUAGUAUUAAGGUAAGAAUCGGCUUUGUAAAGUUGUAUUACUGUAGGACUAUGUAGAAUGUAGAAAAAGUGUAUGACUAUAUAUGGGUAGUUAAGCUAGGGCUAUAGAUUAGAUAAAAACUCGGGUUAAAGUUUAAGUUACGGUUUUAGCUAAGGCUAAACUAACGCUUAAGCUAGGGCUAGGGAUAGAUAUUGUGGCAUAAAUUCAGCUAACAAGACACAAGUAAGACCUUGGACUAGAAUCUAACAUAAGGCUUAGUCUAUGGCUCAUUUUAGGGCUAGAGAUUUGGCUAGAGAUUAGACUAAGGUUUAAGCUAGGAAUAAGACUAUGGGUUACAGCUCAAGUCUAAGUCUAAGACUCUGGGCUAGGGUUCUGAGCUAUGGCUCUAGGCUCUGGGUUACAGCUCUAGGCUAUGGCUCUAAGCUAUGGCUAUGGCUAUGGCUAUGGCUAUGGCUAUGGCUAUGGCUAUGGCUAUGGCUAUGGCUAUGGGCUAGGGCUCUGGGCUAGGGAUUUGGGCUGGGGCUCUGGGCUAGGGCUGAGAUCUAAUUCUAGGGCUAGCUGGCUUACUUUGUUAUUUUCAGAAACGAAAAAAACCCUAAAAAGAAGGGCUGUUCUUGGGAAUAAUGUCACCGCAAAACCUGAUUCAGCUCCAGCUGUGGUGGACUGGUACUAA